CAGGGGCGGACUGACCAUUUGGAAACUCGGGCACUGCCCGAGGGCCCGGGGUCAGUAGGGGGCCUCAUGAGAUGCCCCUGGUACCUUUUCAUAGGCUUUUUUGAGUUUGGGCAAGGACACAGGGGCCCCAUGAUCCCCUAUUGCCCGGGGGCCCCAUGAGUUGUCAGUCCGCCCCUGGUUGUACCACUCUGCAGUGGGUUCUUAAUACAGGCGUACCUCGGUUUACGAAUUUAAUGCAUUCUGAGGUAGGGGGCCCCAUGAGAAACCCUGGUACCUUUUUCAUAGGCUUUUUUGAUUUUGGGAAAGGACACAGGGGCCCCAUGAUCCCCUAUUGCCUGGGGGCCCCA
Messenger RNA from Staurois parvus, 347 nucleotides. The record is from the annotation of a GenBank genome assembly. Lineage: Eukaryota; Metazoa; Chordata; Amphibia; Anura; Ranidae.